AUGGCCAGAGAUGCAGAUGACCAGUUCUCCAGCUCUGUGGAGACCAAUGUGGUUAUUCGCCGUGAUGGCCAGAUUAUGUGGGACCAGCCGGCAAUAACCAAGAGCUCCUGCAAAGUGGAUGUGUCUUACUUCCCUUUUGAUGCCCAGCAGUGCUGACUCACCUUUGGCUCUUGGAUCCACAAUGGCAACCAGAUGGAUCUUCAUAAUGCCCUGGACAGUGCUGAUCUAGCUGACUUUGUAGAGAAUGUAGAGUGGGAGGUUGAGGGAAUGCCUGCAAAGAAGAACAUUAUUCUCUAUGGCUGCUGCUCAGACCCCUAUCCAGAUAUCACAUACACACUUCACCUGAAGAGAAGAGCUUCUUUUUACAUCUUUAAUCUUCUCAUUCCCUGCAUGAUGAUCUCCUUCUUGGCUCCGCUAGGCUUCUAUCUUCCAGUCGACUCUGGAGAGAAAGUAUCUUUAGGUUUAACAGUGUUACUUGCCCUUAUCUUUCAGCUUCUGGUUGCUGAAAGCAUGCCUCCUUCAGAGAAUGUGCCACUCAUUGGGAAAUAUUACAUUGCCACAAUGACCAUGAUUACAUCUUCUACAGCCCUGACCAUCUUCAUUAUGAACAUCCACCACUGUGGACCAGAGGCUCAGCCUGUUCCUGCACGGGCACGUUUCUUUAUCCUCCACUACUUGGCUCGAAAUUGCUUUGUCUAUGACAUGGGAGAGAGCUGCUUGUCUGUGUACACAGACAAACCUGCACAGAAGGGAAGCAACUGCACUUUAAAUGGACAGGCUGUGGGUGAGGACUUUGCUCCGAGGAUACGAGGUGUUUCAGCUGGUGAAGGCUGUUCACAGGAGAUAAAACAUCCAUUAAAUGGAGAUAUCAGUCCGACCUUAUCUGCCCGGCAAGGUAAAGAGUGUCAAACUGGCUGGAUAGAUGGUACCUGUGUGGGCAUUGACCAUGGAGAGGUUGCAGGAACUACAGCAGAGAGAGGGAGUGAGAGCAGAGCAACUGGGAAAGAAUCAGUCGAGAAGAGGGAAACAUGUUGCAAAACACAUCAGCAAAACAUCCUGAGGAAUAUCGAGUACAUCGCUAACUUUUAUCAUGAACAGAAGGCCACACAGAGACGAAAUGGGGAGUGGCGGAAAGUUGCCAAAGUCAUGGAUCGCUUUUUUAUGUGGAUAUUCUUUAUCAUGGUCUUUCUCAUGAGUUUGCUUAUUAUAGGGAAAGCUGUCUGAAGGUAUGAUAUUAAAGACAUCAGGGGCCUCAUGCAUAAACGUCUGUGUAGUUCUUAAAAAAGGCAUUGACACUGAUGUUGAUGACACAGGUCAGACAUACAGUGUCUCAUUUCUUUUAUUGUUGUAUUGUUCA
This is a messenger RNA of Carassius carassius (crucian carp), 1357 nucleotides long. Its product is annotated as neuronal acetylcholine receptor subunit alpha-10. The record is from RefSeq and is a predicted model, not a curated record. Gene Ontology annotation, molecular function: transmembrane signaling receptor activity; extracellular ligand-gated monoatomic ion channel activity; neurotransmitter receptor activity. NCBI's taxonomy places the organism in Eukaryota, Metazoa, Chordata, Actinopteri, Cypriniformes, Cyprinidae. Gene Ontology annotation, cellular component: synapse; membrane; neuron projection. Gene Ontology annotation, biological process: monoatomic ion transmembrane transport; regulation of membrane potential; signal transduction.